AUGUACCCCUUCUCCGCGAUGCUUCACCCGGCCCACGAUGCGGCGGCGGUGCUUGUGAGCUCGCGAGCCAGCGCAGCGCCGAGGACUUCGACUUCGAUGAACACAAACAUGAUGCCCGACUCGAUCGCUUCCGUGACCAAGCUCGCCUUCGGUGGUCUCAACGUGGACAUGUCGCUCGACUGCUCCCAGUCGAACGCGCUUACAUCGGCGUCGUCGGCGUCGCCAUCGUCGUCGCCCUUCUCUGCCGCCGCUGCCGCCGCGACGCCCCACUUUGAAUUUCAGAUGCCCACCACCGUCGGCGCAAUUCCCACCGGUGCAUUUGCGACGCAGCAGCAACAGCAACUCGAUUUGGCAUCAGCCGAGCUCUUCUACCAAUUCGACUAUGGAGAUUCCAAAGCCGGUGACGAUGUCACUCAAACGUUCAUGCAAAGUCAGUACAUCAUCGAUGAUCGAGGUUCUACCACCUGCGCGGCCGAAACGGUCCGAACGCGCACUAAAACCUAUCCCCUGUCUUGCGCCCCCUCCCCUUCCCGCCCGCUCUCAGACUUUAUGAACAUGCCGAUGGACAAGCCCGUCUCUGGAUUCGGACCCACUUUCCCCUCCAAUGCUCUCGCCGCCCCUCUGCCCCCUUUUGACCCUUUCGUCCUGCCCGAAGUCCUGGCCCCCGAAGCCCGCAAAUCGCCCCGCGAAACGGCGCUCUCGUUCGACCAAGGCCUCGACUCCCCCCUCGGCUUUGACAGUCCCGACUCUGAAGCUGCUGGUGGAUUAUUCGAUGAGGACGAUCUCGAUGAGCUUCCUCCUUUGGACUUUGACUCUUUCGUACAAGAACCCACGCACGCAUCCGUCGUCCCUUCACCUCCGUCGGCGACAUCCCAACAAGCGUCGAUCGAAACCCCCUUUGACCUCUCGUUCCCUUCCACCUUCGCCGCCCCGUCUACAACUUCGUCGACUCUCACACCCGCUUCAUCGUACGAGACCACCGCUCCUACACCUUCCACUUCGACCGACGUUCCUCAACCCACGACCAGGACCCGUCGAACGAAAGCGACCGGCUUCCGAGGCGUGCACACCAAAUUAACCGCGCUCGACGCGCCUAUCCAACAAAGGACUUAUGUCGUGCCUUCCGUCACCGCAAGGAAACGCAAGACGAUGGCCGUGGAGAGGGAAUUGGCAAAGAGGUUGAUCGUCGAAAUCGAACCGCUCAAGAAAGAGGCGGAAGUGGUGUGCGAAGUUGCGUCGUCGACUUUGAAGGAGGAAAUGGAUUCGACCCUACCGGAGGAUCUCGUUGAAGCUGUCGAGAAGAAGAGGUUGCAGAAUACUUUAUCGGCGCGCAAGUCGAGGCAGAGAAAACAAGAGAGGUUGGCCGAGUUGGAGGAGAGGAACGUUGAAUUGGAGGGGGAGAAUAAGAGGCUGGAGGAGAGGGUGAAGGACUUGGAGAGGAGGUUGGCGAUGGCGGGCUUGUUCUAA
This is a messenger RNA of Microbotryum saponariae, 1467 nucleotides long. The record is from the annotation of a GenBank genome assembly. Lineage: Eukaryota; Fungi; Basidiomycota; Microbotryomycetes; Microbotryales; Microbotryaceae.